UUACUUAAACAAUUGAUUGCACAAAUAGUUAGUUGCCAUAUUGUCAGUGUCAGGGGAGUUUCAUUUCCACUUUCAAGACUCCUCAGACACGUCCCAGGUGGGGCCAUUUUGAUGAGGCAGGGCUUUCAAAGUGGAUUUAAUUUUUAUUUUUUGCAAGGGUGAGGUGCCUGCAAAAAGGCUGCUGGAUAUCCUGGAAAGGCUCAGAGCUCAAAGCUGUUUUUUUCCCCCUCCUGCUCUGGCUUCAGUCCUCUCCCUCGGAAGCCCUGCAGUUUUGUAUAUGUUGUAGCAGGGAAGGAGACCAGAAGCUCAUUUUUUUUUCCCUCCUUCUUAAAGGAAAAAAAAAGUGUACAUUCUGGAGCCAUGAAUCAAAGGCAGUCAUGUGACGGAGGGGAGGUGCUGGGCUGGCCCCCAGCCAGUGGCAGGAGCCGAUGGGUGGAACAAACCGGGCACGAGAAGCUGACUAUGCCUAACGGAUCUCCCGCUGGGCGCCGUGGUACCCUGCUCUAGAGUCCUGCGCGCUGGCCCCGCCGCUCGGACUGGCUCGCCGGAGCCUGGAGCUGCUUUCGGCCAGGCCGGCCCCGACCCUCGGGUGGCGGAGAGGCUGGGGAAGGAACAUGGCGUGCAUGCUGAAGAGGAAGUCCGUGAUUGCUGUGAGUUUCUUAGUAGCAUUUCUGUUCCUGCUUAUCCUGCGACUCUUCCAUGAAGUAGACCUCCCUUUGGUGCUCAGCUGUUUGGGACAGUCCAGUGCCAAGUGGCUUCCCUUCUCCUCCACACACAGGCGGCCCCUCCGGACUCACUAUGGCUACACACACGUGAAAACACAGGAGCCUUUGCACCUCGACUGUGAUCUCUGUGCCAUCGUCUCCAACUCUGGUCAGAUGGCCGGCCAGAAGGUGGGCCCCGAGAUAGACAGGUCCUCCUGCAUCUGGAGAAUGAAUAACGCCCCCACCAAGGGCUAUGAGGAGGAUGUGGGCCGGAAGACGAUGAUCCGAGUUGUGUCCCACACCAGCGUCCCUCUCUUGCUUAAGAAUCCCGAUUACUUUUUCAAAGAAACCAACUCCACCAUCUACGUGAUCUGGGGGCCUUUCCGGAACAUGAGGAAGGACGGCAAUGGCAUUGUAUACAACAUGUUGAGAAAAGCUGCUGAUAUCUACCCGGGUGCCCAGAUUUAUGUGACCACGGAGAAGCGCAUGAGCUACUGUGAUGGCGUUUUUAAGAAGGAGACGGGGAAAGACCGAGUCCAGUCAGGCACUUACCUCAGCACUGGUUGGUUUACCCUGAUCCUGGCAAUGGAUGCCUGUUAUGGCAUCCAUGUCUAUGGCAUGAUUAAUGACACCUACUGCAAGUCAGAAGAUUUUAGAAAAGUCCCCUACCAUUAUUAUGAGCCAGGAAGAGAUGAAUGCGAUGAAUACAUUCUGCAUGAAAAUGCUCCAUAUGGAGGCCAUAGGUUUAUCACGGAAAAGAAAGUGUUUGCCAAGUGGGCCAAGAAGCACAAGAUCAUAUUCACACACCCCAAUUGGACAGUGUCUUGAUGCUGGUCUGCCUCACCAGUAUAAACCAGCAUGAACGAAUAGCGAUGCCUCAGCUCUAAUGAUGAUAAUGAUGCUCCAGUUGUUGAUUUAUUCUUGUACUUACAUGGGCUCUUCUCAGUGAUGGAUCCAUUUGGGGUUGGCCAGGGGGUUGGGGGCAGUGCUUUGUUUUCUCUUGUAGAGUUCUCCACUCCAUAUUGCACUUUUACAAUUGAACUGCAAUCAAAUCCAAGGUCAAUGGAACUCAUGGGAUGGCAAUGAUCUAAGAGAUGGGAAGGGUAUCUUCAAGGUAGGAGCACAACAGUCUAGGGCACCUUCUGAAAGCCAUGGGAGUUGUCCAUCAGAAAGAGGCUCACCAAAAAAGUCAAAGCUCUUGACGCCCUUUCCCAUGAACUAUUCCUUCCACCUUGAAGGUGAGUUAUUCAUAAAAGGCUGGGCCAAGGCAAGGUGCCUGGCUCCAUGAGUCUAACCAUGCUAGCUGAUUUACCUAGAGAUGCAUGGGAAGGGCAUUGUGCUGACAUUAUGCUUUCCCAGAGUCAAAUCUUGUAAUACAUUCCCCUGAUCAUUGACAAACUAGGCAUUGCAGGGAAUAGAAAGGACCCACAAGGAACCGAGGAGUCCAGGAACACUACUCCACCUCUAAGACAUUCCAGAAAAACUAUUGCUGAGUAUGAAACCUCAUUAGUCUUGAACUGCAGCUGCUCUGUUCUUGCUAGCCAAACCACAGAACUUAGCCCACUUCUUUAGAAUGAUCUGAACAAAUCCUUCAGCCCUUUUUCAUUGAGGAGCAAACAUCCAGAGGGGAUGUUUUAACACCAGAAAUGUCGACGGCAACAUUGUAGUAACAAAUACUGUGAAAACUUGUGAGACAUGCUUUAACAGCACCCAAGUGGUUGACUAACCCUGCUUAAACAUGCAAUGAGAAAAACUCAAUUUUAUAUACUUUUUAAACUCAUGGAACAUAGAAAGCCAAACAUAUUUUUACCUAGAUUUAUAGGCUAUCAUGCUUCAUAAUGUAUAUUUGUAUAUUCCAAUUUAUAUUUGAUAUACCCAAGAUUUUUCUCCCUCUCCCUCCCCCUCUC
Phascolarctos cinereus (koala) is the source of this 2611-nucleotide messenger RNA. RefSeq names its product ST6 N-acetylgalactosaminide alpha-2,6-sialyltransferase 3 (gene ST6GALNAC3). Gene Ontology annotation, biological process: oligosaccharide metabolic process; ganglioside biosynthetic process. Lineage: Eukaryota; Metazoa; Chordata; Mammalia; Diprotodontia; Phascolarctidae. Gene Ontology annotation, molecular function: alpha-N-acetylgalactosaminide alpha-2,6-sialyltransferase activity. The record is from RefSeq and is a predicted model, not a curated record.